AUCAUCACCUGCAGCUUCACACCAGGCUCAUGCACACUGACAGCCUAUAAGCUGACCCCCAGUGGCUACGAGUGGGGCCGCCAGAACACAGACAAGGGCAACAACCCCAAGGGUUACCUCCCCUAGCACUACGAGAGCGUCCAGAUGCUGCUGUCAGACCGCUUCCUCGGCUUCUUCAUGGUCCCUGCUCAGUCCUCGUGGAACUACAACUUCAUGGGUGUUCGGCAUGACCCCAACAUGAAGUAUGAGUGGCAGCUGGCAAACCCCAAGGAGUUCUACCACGAGGUGCACAGACCCUCUCACUUCCUCAACUUUGCCCUCCUGCAGGAGGGUGAGGUCUACUCGGCCGACCGCGAGGACGUGUUCGCCUGAGUGGGUCCUGGCUCCUGGCCCUGGACCCUGCCGAGCCCUGGACAAGCUGGUGAUAUUCAGCAGCUUGGCCACCUUGCUCUGUGUUUUGUGCUUGUUGUGUUGUUGGCCUCCUGAUAGCUUGUAACUCUGAACAAAACGAUAAUAAUAAAUUUUGUAUAAAUA
Ochotona princeps (American pika) is the source of this 534-nucleotide messenger RNA. Its product is annotated as pre-mRNA-processing-splicing factor 8-like. Gene Ontology annotation, molecular function: U1 snRNA binding; U6 snRNA binding; U2 snRNA binding. Bases 145 to 372 code for a protein of 75 amino acids. The transcript has a single exon. Lineage: Eukaryota; Metazoa; Chordata; Mammalia; Lagomorpha; Ochotonidae. The record is from RefSeq and is a predicted model, not a curated record. Gene Ontology annotation, cellular component: U5 snRNP; catalytic step 2 spliceosome. Gene Ontology annotation, biological process: mRNA splicing, via spliceosome; spliceosomal tri-snRNP complex assembly.